CAAGUCCGCAUAGGCGUAGCCGAGUCGGCAACAAAGCCUCUCCAAAAUCUCUUAUAUUCUUCGUCUCGCCAUUUCUUGCUCGAUCUCUCUACUCUCGCGUUUCUUCGAACGCCAUGGCUGUCAUCUCGGAAUUCCAUGAAAAAGAAAAGCAGCAGAAGCCCUCUUCGUCUUCUUCCACCUCAGGCCUCGAUGGCGACGAGGAGGUCCUGAGGUUGAUCCUCGAGAGGAAGGGACCUAUGCCCUUCCUCGAGAUGGCGAUCGAUCUGGUAAGGCGGCACUCGGGCCUCUUCAAAGACGGAGCGGCGGUGAGCAAAAUAACGGCUGUGGUGGCCGCAGCCAAAGAAAAGGUCGACGCUGAGGAGAGGCUGAAGAAGAGGGCGGCAGCGGAAGCGGCGGAGGCCGAAAAGCGUCUCAAGGAGACGGUGACGAAAGUUCCGGAGGAUAAGAUGGAGGUGGAUGCCCCAAAGAAGCAACAAGCAGUCGAGGUUGAAGCAUCAAAAGUGGAAGCCGCCGAGGCCAGUGGAAAAGGGGGCCCAUUGGUGCCAAACUCUGGAAAUGGUCUGGAUCUGGAUAAGUAUUCUUGGACUCAGACGCUUCAAGAAGUUACUGUCAAUAUUCCAGUUCCUCAGGGAAGUAAAUCAAGGUUUGUGGCAUGUGAAAUAAAGAAGAAUCAUUUAAAGGUUGGGCUAAAGGGACAACCGCUUAUUAUAGAUGGUGAUCUGUAUCAAUCAGUCAAAGCAGAGGAUUGCUUCUGGAGUAUAGAGGAUGGGAAAUCCAUCUGUAUACUUUUGACCAAACAAAAUCAAAUGGAAUGGUGGAAAUGUUUGGUGAAAGGUGAUCCUGAAAUUGACACACAGAAAGUAGAACCUGAGAACAGCAAGCUGUCUGAUUUGGAUCCUGAAACUCGGCAAACUGUAGAGAAAAUGAUGUUUGAUCAGCGGCAGAAAGCUAUGGGUCUCCCUACAAGUGAUGAGAUGCAGAAGCAAGAAAUUCUCAAGAAAUUCAUGGCCCAGCAUCCAGAAAUGGACUUUUCAAGAGCAAAACUAGCAUAGGAUCUGUUGUCGCUAGUGCUUCUGGUCGACCAGAUAAAGGAGCGCCAAGUGAUAACUGGUUAUUUUUCUGAUGAUAAAGCUCAGUUCUUUCCGUCAGUGGGUCCUUAAUUUUGUGGAACUAAAACUAGUUUCGGGUUCAUGUUUCUUCGUGCAACUGCAUAUGCAGCACUUGGUCCUCCUCGUUUUUGUUUUGGGAACCUAAGGUUAUUAUUAUUAUAUUUUUUUGAUAAGAGAACCUAAGCUUAUUAUUAUUAUAUUUUUUUGAUAAGAGAACCUAAGCUUAUCGCUACGUGGAAUGAAACACUGUUAUUUCUCUGUUUUUUUUU
This is a messenger RNA of Phoenix dactylifera (date palm), 1378 nucleotides long. Its product is annotated as protein BOBBER 1-like. Gene Ontology annotation, cellular component: cytoplasm. Gene Ontology annotation, biological process: protein folding. The record is from RefSeq and is a predicted model, not a curated record. Lineage: Eukaryota; Viridiplantae; Streptophyta; Magnoliopsida; Arecales; Arecaceae.